This is a messenger RNA of Osmia bicornis bicornis, 1233 nucleotides long. It is a transcript of the gene stas, whose product is annotated as transmembrane protein 41B. Gene Ontology annotation, cellular component: endoplasmic reticulum membrane. The coding region runs from base 112 to 894 and encodes 260 amino acids. The record is from RefSeq and is a predicted model, not a curated record. Lineage: Eukaryota; Metazoa; Arthropoda; Insecta; Hymenoptera; Megachilidae. The transcript is spliced from 4 exons.
UUAUAAAUUUAAUAUAAAAUUAUAGACAAAGUUGUGGGUAGUUCCUUCUACUUGCGCGCCAUCUUGUAUGUCUCAGGAAUUAACUCAUGAAAGUACAGUAACGAUCUAGUUAUGAAAACAGAAACUAAAAGAAAACAAAAUAUCGAUUCCUCCAAUGAGGCAUUGACAAAGCAAGCUAUUCUAACAGUUGCAAUCGUUUUUGUUACCUCAUUAAUGGCACUAUUUUAUGUAUACACUAGUUUUCCACAACUCGCCGAAGAUGAACGACAACACAUGAAAUUACCAUUGCACAUUGAAGAUGCAAAAGGCCUGGGUAAUCUCCUGAGCAGAUACAAAGAUCUAUACUAUUUCCAAGUACUAACAGGAUUGUUCAUCACAUAUAUUUUUCUACAAACUUUUGCUAUUCCAGGUUCUAUUUUCCUCUCAAUUCUUUCUGGUUUUCUUUUCCCAUUCCCUUUGGCUUUGUUGUUAGUUUGCACCUGCAGCGCAGUAGGAGCAUCGCUUUGCUAUCUUCUGUCGUCGAUUUUAGGAAGGAGAUUACUUUUUAAAUAUUUCCCGGACAAAGCUCGAGAGUGGACGCUAACAGUGAGAAAGCACAAACACCAUCUUUUUAAUUACAUGCUAUUCCUUCGAAUGACACCGCUGCUUCCGAAUUGGUUUAUAAAUUUAGCUAGUCCUGUAAUCGGUGUGCCACUUGCACCGUUUACAAUGGGCACGUUUUUUGGUGUUGCUCCACCAUCUUUUGUCGCUAUACAAGCAGGACAAACGUUACAAAACUUAACUUCAUCUAGUGAUGCAUGGUCUUGGAAUAGCAUCUUGAUAUUGUGCGUAUUUGCAGUACUUUCAUUAGUACCUGUUUUAUUUAAACAGAAACUACAAGAAAAGUUUGAUUAAAAAUUUAGGAAAUAAAUUAAAGAAAUUUUAUUUAUUUAGAAUAUAAUAUGGUUAUUUAUUUUAAAUAUUCGUUACAUUAAAUGCAAUGUAACAAAGCGAUAAAAUGAUUCAUUCUUAGUUUAAUUAACAUUCCUCAGUUAGCAUUAUGCCUUUUUUAAAUAAAAUUUAAUUGCUAAAUCUUAAAUCUGUCAAAAUUAGCACAAAUUAAUUAAAACUACAGUUAUGUAUUUCACUAAUGUAUUUGUAUUUUCUUUUCUAUACACAAAAUGUGCACAAAAUUGUUUGCAAUGAAAAUAACUGUAUUGCUGUAGAAACAUGUUAUAGUAUAAUUAUGUAUAA